GGCCUAUGUGACCAUUCUCUAAAAUAUUUAAGCUCGAGAAUCUCAGAGAGGAAGCUGCAGGGCUCAUGGCUUCCCGCUGGCCGAGGAAAUCUGGAGAAACCAUUUCUGGGGUCACGCGGCUCCAUCAUGCCUGUGUUCAGCCCUCAGAACGGCCUUCACCCCGUUCAUUCAGAGAACAGCCCGCUGAAGCCCAGGGUUGUGACCGUGGUGAAGCUGGGUGGACACCCCCUCCGGAAGAUCACCCUGCUCCUCAACAGGAGGUCGGUACAGACCUUUGAGCAGUUACUAGCGGAUGUCUCAGAGGCCUUGGGCUUUCCAAGGUGGAAGAACGAUCGUGUGAGGAAGCUGUUUAACCUCAAGGGUAGGGAAAUCAGGAGUGUCUCUGAUUUCUUCAGGGAAGGGGAUGCUUUCAUAGCCAUGGGCAAAGAACCACUGACACUGAAGAACAUUCAGGUGGCUGUCGAAGAACUGUACCCCAACAAAGCCCGAGCACUGACACUGACCCAACACAGCCGGGUCCCUUCUCCGAGGCUGAGAAGCAGGCUUUAUAGCAAAGCUCUGAAAGGGGGUCACCACUGUGGAGACACUGAGAUUGGCAAGAGCUGCAGUGAGGCUGUGGGUGCCAAGGCAGCCACCAGGCAUCAGGGCAAGACGCACAUGGAGCCAGCGCUGGGGGAAAGGACAAGAACCCAGAAAUGGGUGAGGGGCAAAUGGGAACCUGAGCCCAGCAGCAAGCUACCCAGGGAAGCCACUCAGGAGGAGAUGCAUGCAGGUGGAGAGAAGCACCUGGGUGUGGAGAUUGAAAAGACCUCAGGUGAAAUUAUCAGGUGUGAGAAAUGCAAGAGAGAACUGGAGCUCCAGCAGAGGGAGAGGCUGUCCCUGGGGACCAGUGAGCUGGACAUGGGGAAGUGCCAGAGGUAUGAUGUGGAGAAACUGGUGAGGACCAAGAGCUGCAGGAGGUCUGCAGAGGCAAACCCCCCAGGUGGGGAGGAAGGGUGGAAGGGCGACAUUCACAGAACCGGCCCCAGGAACCCCACACAGGAGCUGAGGAAACCCAGCAAGAACAUGGACAAGAAAGAGGACAGAGGCCAGGAAGGCCAGGAAAGUCAUCCACAAGCAGCGGCCAAGUCGAAGAAGGAUCUUGUGGAAGUUCAGCCCGCCAGUGAGGAGGGGCCGAGGGAAGUGAAGAAAGGCAGGAACAAGCAUGGCGGCUGGCUCCUGAGGGAGCAGCAGGCGGAUGCGGAGAAGCUCCCGGUGCCCGGAGGGGAAGAACAGGAGGCAGAGAAGGAGCUAAAGCCAUACGCGUCAGGAGGAAAAAAGAUGGUUCCAAGAGACGACCAGGCUGCAAGGGUAGAAAAGGAUUUCAAGCUGAAGCCUGAAGAGAGCAAGACAGGGCGGCCCAGUGGCCGGAAGCAGCGGCCUGCCGGCAUCAUCUCAGCGGACGUGGAGCAGCAUUAUGAUACAGGCAGGGUUAUCGGGGACGGGAACUUCGCGGUGGUGAAGGAGUGCAGGCACCGGGAGACCGGGCAGGCCUACGCCAUGAAGAUCAUUGACAAGUCCAAACUCAAGGGCAAGGAGGACAUUGUGGACAGCGAGAUCUUAAUUAUUCAGAGCCUCUCUCAUCCCAAUAUUGUGAAAUUGCAUGAAGUCUACGAGACAGAAACGGAAAUCUACCUGAUCAUGGAGUACGUGCAAGGCGGGGACCUUUUUGACGCCAUCAUAGAAAGUGUGAAGUUCCCGGAGCGCGACGCCGCCCUCAUGCUGAUGGAUUUGUGCAAAGCGUUGGUCCACAUACAUGACAAGAGCAUCGUCCACCGGGACCUCAAGCCAGAAAACCUGCUGGUUCAACGAAAUGAGGACAAAUCUACCACCUUGAAACUGGCUGAUUUUGGCCUUGCAAAGCACGUGGUGAGACCUAUAUUUACUGUGUGUGGAACUCCAACUUACGUAGCUCCAGAAAUUCUCUCUGAGAAAGGUUACGGGUUGGAGGUGGAUAUGUGGGCCGCAGGUGUGAUCCUCUAUAUCCUGCUGUGCGGCUUCCCCCCCUUCCGCAGCCCGGAAAGGGACCAGGAUGAGCUCUUCAACAUCAUCCAGUUGGGCCAUUUCGAGUUCCUGGCCCCUUACUGGGACAAUAUCUCUGACGCUGCCAAAGAUCUGGUGAGCCGGUUGUUGGUGGUAGACCCCAAAAAGCGCUACACAGCCCACCAGGUUCUUCAGCACCCCUGGAUUGAAACUGCUGGGAAGACCAACAUGGUGAACAUACAAAAGCAGGUGACCCCCAGCAGUGAGGGCCAUGCCCGGAGCCAGCACAAGUGGGCUUUGGAGCAGGCAUCAUAGUGCCCCCUCGGGCAGCACUCAGCCCCAUCCUGCUCGGCUCUGCAGCAGCCUCCGGUGGUCUAGACAUCUCGGAGAAGACAGUGAACAGACUGCUCACAUAGCCGGAGAAGCAGAAGAGACGUGCAGUAGAUUUUAAAGCAUCCUUAAAAAUAAACUUGAGUCUUUGUGUUAAAUGUUGUAAUAUAUUUUGAGAUUUGUAUAUUUGAAGCCUUUAAUACUUUUUUUUUUUUUGGAGGGGAAGAUUAGUUUUCAAUGAGGAGUUUUCAGUACUUAUGAUGCUUUGCUUCCUCCUUGCUAUCAAGUUCAUAGUAUUUUACAUGGGUGGUGCUUAGCAGGGUUUAAACUCCCCCUGUGAGAUUGAAAGGUGAAUCGUGGUCUUUCUGUAUUAAUAAAAUGU
Messenger RNA from Condylura cristata (star-nosed mole), 2734 nucleotides. RefSeq names its product doublecortin-like kinase 3 (gene DCLK3). Gene Ontology annotation, biological process: intracellular signal transduction; protein phosphorylation. The record is from RefSeq and is a predicted model, not a curated record. The transcript is spliced from 4 exons. Gene Ontology annotation, molecular function: protein kinase activity; ATP binding. Bases 127 to 2337 code for a protein of 736 amino acids. NCBI's taxonomy places the organism in Eukaryota, Metazoa, Chordata, Mammalia, Eulipotyphla, Talpidae.